AAGAAAAAAUUUAUUAAGAAUUCGAGUGCAGUAAUGUAUUUAAACAUUUACUGUUAAGAUGUGUGGAGCUUUUCGACUGCUAUUGCUUUUAAUGUGUGUGCUCUUUGGCCAAGCGAAAAAUCAAUCAGAUCACGCAAAGUUGAAAAGGCUGACCUCGGAUCUGGUAAAUGCCAUUGCAGAAGCUAAUUCUGGAAAAAAGUACGGAACCGAAUGGGUAUCGGGCCUGGGACAGGCUCUCGAGGAGGUGCAGAGGACAUCAUCUCAGCGCUGCUUUAUGCUGGGUAUCCUAAUAAAGAAAGUGACAAAGCUAUGUCCAGCGCCGCCCUCAUAUUUACCCGACUGCUAUCCGAGUUGCUACUCUCCAUCAAAACCACCACCUCCGCCUCCGCCUCCACCUCCAGCGACUCCACCUCCUCCCACCGGUUCCGGAAUUAUCGCCCCGCCCCAUCCUUCGUACGAUCUCCAAUAUCCCGAUGGGUCCUAUUUUCCCUGGUGCUACAUGCCCUUCUGUCCCACCAUUUGCACCGCACCCUUCUGCUAUCCUUGUGUAGCUCCCCACUGCGAUCCUUCGUGUGUCCCACCGAGUUGCUACCCACCCUGCAACCCUCCCCACUGCGAACAUGCACCCACCUGUUGGCAUCCCUACUGCCCAAAAGACUGCAAAGCUCCCAAGUGCGUUCCUGGCAACGAGGUAGCGACGCAAAGCUGCGUUCCACCAUACUGCCCGCCACCCAUCAACUGUCAGAAGCCGUACUGCCCGAGAAUCUACAGGCCUGUGGCCAGAACUUUGAUGGGCCAUUGUCCAAUGCACGAUAUUGCCAACAGAGCCUUUGUGUAUGGUUAGUCACCUAGCGAUUUAAAUUAUUAUAACGAAAUAAUAAACCAAACUUUGAACGGA
Messenger RNA from Drosophila ficusphila, 898 nucleotides. Its product is annotated as leucine-rich repeat extensin-like protein 3. Bases 59 to 844 code for a protein of 261 amino acids. NCBI's taxonomy places the organism in Eukaryota, Metazoa, Arthropoda, Insecta, Diptera, Drosophilidae. The transcript is spliced from 2 exons. The record is from RefSeq and is a predicted model, not a curated record.